This is a messenger RNA of Magallana angulata, 617 nucleotides long. RefSeq lists its product as uncharacterized. The coding region runs from base 1 to 363 and encodes 120 amino acids. The record is from RefSeq and is a predicted model, not a curated record. The transcript is spliced from 2 exons. NCBI's taxonomy places the organism in Eukaryota, Metazoa, Mollusca, Bivalvia, Ostreida, Ostreidae.
AUGGGGUUGUUUCAGAGUUGUUUGUCUAGAAAUAACAAAGUCGGUGUCAUGAAAGAGGAGAAAGAAGUGUACGAUAAAGUACGUCGUACGAUGGUAACAGAGGGGGUGACGGAAAAGAAAGGAGGGGUAGCAUUCGGUCUGACCUUUGUGUCGGAGGAAGCCCCAAAGAUGCCGCCUCGCAGACUGAUGGAACUCAAAAAAGAGGAUCCCGAGAAAUGGAGAGAAAAUCAAGGAAAGACUUUGGCAAGGAAACAGAUGCUGGCACAACAAAAGAGAGAGGAGGCCCGCAUUCAGAAACAGAUUGAAAAAGCCCACAAAGAAAUGGAAAGACUCGAAAAAUACGUCAACCUUGGUGCUGAUUAAAUGACAUAGAGUCGGACCAAAAAUCUUACGAAGAUUUGACUAAUAGAAUGUCCGAGUAACGAAGAAGCCUGUCAAUCAAGAAUCCUGUGAUUGGGACAUAUAGGUCUACCCAAUACCGUAUCAGACGAUUUCUAUUUGCUAAAAAUGUGUAUGUAUAUUGAUGCUUGGAACUUUCUAAAUCCAAUAAUUUCCUUUCUAUAUAGUUUCUAAAUGAAUGAUUUGAAAAAAAAAAUCAUUUUGAAAUAAAUAUUUUG